AGAGGCUGGAAUUAAAUUAAACCAUCUUUCCUGGACAGGAAAAGCAAAGCACAAAUGAAGGAAAGAAUAAUAUAAUUCACUUUUUUGAUAGAAAGAGCUUCAUAAUGGAGGCGAAAAAUAUCUACUGGGUGGCCAGGAACCCGAGCCCAGAGGCUAUAGGUCUGAAUGAGGGUGGGAGGGUAUGAGACACUACAACACAGACAGUUCCUCUGCUAUAUCUACAUACAGAUAUCAGAGUUUCAUGAGAUAGAAUGCUGAAUGCCGGAGGAGACGAUCCUGAAUAUGGAAUUAUACAAAUACAACCAGAUGUAAAGGUGGGAGAAAUUAACAGCAGAUGUGACUGAAGGAAUAAUAAAGGAUCUGAACUCAGCAAGAUGUAAGAUUAUCCAGGCUUGUGGAUGAUCCAGCAGGGUGGAGUGUGUGAACAGUUGAGUGAUUGCAAAGCAGCUAUACAAUGCCAAACUUUCAUAGGCAAAUGUUGGGCAAAUUCAUUAGGUAUCUGUAUAGGGUUGCAUUAAAAUUAUGAUUGUAGCUUAAUCACUUCAUACUUAGACUUUUCCAUUUGUUCAUGGUUCAUUCCAAGUGAUUUUUGUACACAUAUUAGGUCACAUAUUUGAACAUGAAACAUGUCAGACCCUGCGUCCCUUGUGGACUGAGUAAUAUAAUGUGUUGGAACGGGUUUGCUUUAGGACCGAUGGACCUUAUGGGACACCGUACAAGCCGUUCUGUGUGAAUUCAAGAUGGCGGUCUCCAUGAGCAGGAGCAUGAAACGCGUUUUAAGUUUCAUUCAAAAGAACAAUCUUAAAACAAGGUCGUUUUGCACCCAAAAGGCGUCCGAAGUGAAGGGCAUCCAUGAAGGGCGUGUGUUCUCAGGAAUCCAGCCCACUGGGAUUCCUCACUUGGGAAACUACCUUGGUGCUCUGGAGAGCUGGGUGUCCAUGCAGAACGACUACAGCUCCGUGUUGUACAGCAUCGUUGAUCUGCACUCCAUCACCCAGCCUCAGAACCCAGAGUUACUACAGAACAACAUCCUGGACAUGGCAGCCAGCCUGCUGGCCUGUGGCAUUGACCCCACACGCUCUAUCCUUUUCCAACAGUCUGUGGUUUCGGAGCAUGCUGAGCUCUCCUGGAUCCUGGGCUGCCUGACCAGCAUGCCUCGUCUGCGCCACCUACCUCAGUGGAAGAUGAAAAGUAAGCAAAAAGGUGAAGGAAGUGUUGGUCUGUAUACCUACCCAGUGUUGCAGGCUGCAGACAUAUUACUCUACAAAUCCACAUAUGUACCGGUAGGGGAGGAUCAGAUCCAACAUUUAGAAUUAGCCCAGGACCUAGCCCGGAUCUUCAACAACAGUUAUGGACAGCUUUUUCCUGAGCCUCGUGCGCUACUUAGUUCUUCCCGGAAGGUGAAAUCUUUACGAGAUCCCUCCUCUAAGAUGUCUAAGUCGGAUCCACAGAAGUUAGCCACCAUAUUCCUUACCGACAACCCUGACGACAUAGUAUUUAAAAUCCGCCGAGCUGUGACCGAUUUCACAUCCGAGGUCACCUUUGACCCCGUGGGCCGGCCAGGUGUAGCCAAUCUGGUGUCUAUCCACGCUGCCGUCUCGGGCCAGACUGUUGAGGACGUGGUCAGGUUAGCCGAAGGGCUGGACACUGGCAAGUACAAAACUGUGGUCGCAGAAGCUGUGGUGCAGAGACUAGAGCCCAUAAGGCAGGAGAUCCAGAGACUGAAGGCUGACAGGAGCCACCUGGAGAGCGUGUUAGUCGAGGGAGCGGAGAAAGCCCGCAGUCUGGCUGCCCCAGUGAUGCAGGAGGUCAGGAAGCGGGUGGGCUUCUCCUAAUCAUCAGAUGACGCAGUCUGUCACAGGUGGAUGUAUAGUACAGUGUGAAUGAGAGUUUAUAGAUGAUAAAUCGCUAUAAUGUUGUCACUUGUAUACGUUGCAAUUUUAUGUUUGUAUUUAUUUCAGUCCAUGCUCCUCUUCUGUGUACGUGUUUUCAUCGAUACGAUAAUAGCUCUCCACACAGGAACAUCGCAAUGUCCCCUUAAGUCCAUAUUUAGAAGGACAUCUGUUUAAGAACAGGUGACAUUGAACGCUUUCCACAGACUGGUAGAAUGACACGGCCUCAACCGUGAUAAGGAUGAUCGUCUCAUCCUUUCUGCUUCAUUGAAACAUCUUCAGAAUUUGUUUUCAUCUCCACACUAGAAUAAAUCACUGUA
This is a messenger RNA of Ictalurus furcatus (blue catfish), 2212 nucleotides long. RefSeq names its product tryptophanyl tRNA synthetase 2, mitochondrial (gene wars2). Gene Ontology annotation, biological process: mitochondrial tryptophanyl-tRNA aminoacylation. Gene Ontology annotation, cellular component: mitochondrial matrix; mitochondrion. Lineage: Eukaryota; Metazoa; Chordata; Actinopteri; Siluriformes; Ictaluridae. The transcript has 6 exons. Gene Ontology annotation, molecular function: tryptophan-tRNA ligase activity; ATP binding. Bases 741 to 1835 code for a protein of 364 amino acids. The record is from RefSeq and is a predicted model, not a curated record.